This is a messenger RNA of Magnolia sinica, 676 nucleotides long. RefSeq lists its product as uncharacterized. The record is from RefSeq and is a predicted model, not a curated record. Bases 98 to 547 code for a protein of 149 amino acids. Lineage: Eukaryota; Viridiplantae; Streptophyta; Magnoliopsida; Magnoliales; Magnoliaceae. The transcript has a single exon.
AAGAACUCCAGCACCAUCCAUCCCUUCUUUCUCUAGUCCACUCCUCUCUUCUUCCCCUCUUCAACCUACAAAAAAUAAAAAUAAAAAAACUCCGAAAAUGUCCUCUCAGGAUAUUGAAAAAUACCGCCAGGCAGCAGAAAUCUACCAAGGGAGCGCCCCCUGCAAGAAGAAGUCGAUAGAGCUGCUGGAAGAGAUGUCCCUACCAAAGGGCAUUCUGCCGCUUGACGACAUGAUCGAGAUCGGCCACAAUCGCUCAGCCGGCUUUAUCUGGAUACGCCAGAAGAAGAAAUACGAGCACGUCUUCCGCAAGAUCGGACGCAAGGUGUUGUACGAGGCUGAAAUCACAGGGUUCAUUCAGAACCGUCGGAUGUGGAAGAUAACCGGUGUCAAGACAAAGGAGCUCUUGAUCUGGGUCUCGGCCUCAGAGAUGUACAUCGAAGAGUCUGCGCCAGAGAAGCUUAUGGUAAAGGGGCCCGCCGGGCUGAGGAUGAACUUCCCGGUGUCAGCCUUCGAGCUUGAGGAAAACAAGAUGGAGAUAAAGAAGUGAGGAUGGCAAGUUCGUAAAUUUGAGGCCUGUGUAUGGCAUUUUACUGUUGGCGGUGGGUGUUACUCUUGUUACUGGGUAGUAUGAUUAGUAAGAAAAUAUAAUAAUAGGGGAUUUAUGGAAUAAAAAUUG